GCCCACUUCUUCCACUAUUACCUUGCUAGCCUCUGCCAUGGAGGCCCCCAAGAUCCUGGGUCUGUCACAACUGCUUCUCCUUCUGGGUCUCCCUCUUGCCUAUGGAGACCCUCUGUACCUCCUGGUGACCCCUCGAGUUCUAUGGGUGGGGAGCCCAGAGAACAUUAUGCUUCAGGUGCAUUCGGACCCUGAGAAACCUCUGGUCGAGACUCUUGAAGUGCUUCUCACCAUUUGGGACUUUCCCCUAGAGAGGAAGUUGUUGUAUAACCUAUCACUCACACUCAACCUAGAAAACAACUAUAUGGCCUUGGCUCCUGUGACGAUCCCUGAAAGCGUAGUCUUCCCUCCACGUCCGGGGAAGCAGUACGUGGUCCUCAAAGCCUCCUCUAAGAACUUCUCUCUGAUGAAAACCAUCCUGGUUGCUCCACAUGCUGGCUACAUCUUCAUCCAGACGGACAAGACCAUCUAUACCCCUGAGCAAUGGAUUCAAUACAGGGUGUUCACAGUGAACCAUGGAUUAGACCCAGUGCUGAGACCAUUCACCAUCAACAUAAAGAAUCCUCAAGGCAUCUCGGUCAUCAGACAGAACCGAGGGGAGGAGAGUGGUUUCUUUGUGGGUUCCUUCCAUCUCCCUGAAUUGGUCAGUUUUGGAACCUGGACUAUUGAGGCUCAUUAUCAGAGUGGGCCCCAGAAUCCAUACAGCGUGUCCUUUGAAGUGAAAGAAUAUGUGCUCCCAUCCUUUGAGGUCCAGUUGGUUCCCAAUAAGACCUUCUUCUACCUUAAUGACAUGACUUUGGGGAUUGAUAUCGAGGCCAGAUAUGUUUUCAACAAGCCUGUCGAUGGACAUGCCGUGGCCAUUUUUGGGAUAAAACUGGACUCUAGUUGGAUCGCCAUCCAGGACUCACUGCAGAGAGUAAAGAUUUCUGAAGGCAAGGGACAUGCUUCCCUCAGCAAGGACACCCUGACCACACAGUUCCAGGAUCUCAACGAUCUCCUGGGGGUUUCAAUUUUUGUCAAUGUUACUGUAUUCUCCUCUGCGAGUGAAAUGGUUCAGGCUGAGCACUCAGGGGUGAAGAUAGUCCAGAGUCCCUAUAAUAUCAAAUUCACCAGAACACCUCAUUAUUUCAAGCCUGGAAUGCCCUUCCACUUUGGGGUCUCAGUCACCUAUCAUGAUGGGUCUCCAGCAUCUGAGGUUCCUGUGCAAUGUGAAGGCAACAGGGUCCAGACUUCAGCUGAAGGGCUUGGUUCCUUGACCCUUAACACUGCAACCAAUUUGGAGAAACUGUCCAUUCGAGUAGAAACAAAGGAUGAGUUUCUUCAGCCCCAGGAACAGGCCUCUGCUGAGUUGACAAUCCAGGCCUAUAAGACUCAGGAAGACUCUGGAAACUUCCUACACAUUGAGGUCAACACUUUGGAGACUGAGGUUGGAAAAAGCCUUCAAUUAAGCCUCAAUACAAGGCACAAGAAUCAGGACAUCAAAGAAAGAAUCACACACUUCACCAUCUUGUUACUGAGCAAAGGGCAGAUCACACAUGUCCAGAUCGAGCCCAGGAGAGUCGGGGGUAUUGUAACAUCUUCCAUGGUCCUUGUGAGGCCAGAACUACUGCCAUCCUUCCGUAUCCUGGCCUAUUACAUCCUCCCAGGCUCCAGUCCAGAGCUUGUGGCCGACUCCAUCUGGAUUGAUGUGAAGGACACAUGCAUGGGCACGCUUCAGGUAGGCCUGAAGGAUUCAACUGAUGAUGGAGUAUAUGAACCCAGUAUCCUUGUGAACCUACUGCUGACUGGUGACCCUCAUGCCCUGGUGGGUCUAGUUGCCGUGGACAAAGCCGUCUACGCCCUAAACAGCAAGCACAAGAUUUCCCAGAAGAAGGUUUGGGAUGUGGUGGAGACUCGAGACAUUGGCUGCACUGCAGGAAGUGGGAGAGACAACCUGGGUGUUUUUACGGAUGCUGGUCUGGACCUCACAACCAGUGCUGGGAUAAACACAGUGGCUAGUGAAGACUGGCAAUGCCCACGGAGUUCCUCCUCCUCCUCCUCACGCAAAAGCAGGUCCCUGAAGAUUCUGGAAAAAAAAAGACAAAAAGUGAAUGAAUUCAGGGUCCAGCUGGAGCGACGCUGUUGUGAGGCGGGCUUUCGGGAGGGGCCUGUCGGACUCUCAUGCGAGGACCGGGUGCCCUGGGUACGCCACGGCCCCGCUUGCAAGGCUGCCUUUCUACAGUGCUGUCACCAUGGGGCAAUGCUGGAUCAAGAGGCCGAGGCGGAGAGGCUGUUGCUGGGGACUGCUGGUGAAGAUGAGGACCCAGACUUUUGGAUCCUGGAAGAGAACUUGCCAGUACGCACAGUCUUCCCUGAGACUUGGCUCUGGAGAAAGGUCACUUUGCCAAAGGACCCUGCCCGGGGUUUGAGACUUGCAUCUAUGACCAUCCCUGUGACCCUGCCUGAUUCCAUCACCACUUGGCAAAUCAUGGCUGUGAGCCUCCGGAAGGGCAAAGGUGUUUGCAUCUCAGAGCCUCUAGAGCUGGUGGUCAAGAAGGCUUUCUUCAUGGACCUGAAGCUGCCUUUCUCUGUGGUCAGGAAUGAGCAGGUCCAAAUCCAAGCCGUGCUGCAUAGCUACCUGAAAAGAACUGCCCGGGUUCGUGUAGAAUUUCCCUACAAGAAGGCGCUGUGUAGUAAGGCCAGCAAGACCCAGUCCUUCUUCCAGAGAGUAUCUGUGCCUCCUGCCUCCUCCAGGGUGGUGUACUUCAUUGUGCUUCCUGUAGAGCAGGGCAAAGUUGAUGUGGAAGUCAAAGUUGAGGGAUUUGGUGUCUGGGACCAAGUGAAGAAAACACUCUUUGUUCAGGCAGAAGGACAGAUAGAGAGACUCUCUUAUAGCGUGCUGUUGGACCCCAAAGGUCUUACCCAGCAAGAAAUUGUGCAGAGAAGUGCCUUUGAAAACAUGGUGCCUGGCACAAAUGCAGAAGUGUUUGUCAGUGUACAAGGAGAUAUUCUUGGUGAGCCCAUCCUUGGAGCCCUGACACCAUCUGAAUUGCACAAGCUGCUAACAGUGCCAACAGGCUGCCCUGAGCAGACCCUGAGCUCUUUGGCCCCUUUGGUCAUCCUGACCCAAUACUUGGAUGCCACAGGGCAGUGGGGUCAAGUUGGAGUGGAGCGAAGAAACCAGGUGAUGGACAACAUUGUUUCUGGUUAUGCUCGGAUGCUGGCUCACCGGAAUUCAGAGGGUACCUACCACAUCCACCAGGAAAGCCCUGGGAGCACAUGGCUCACCAGCUAUGCAUUCAGGGUUUUUGCUAUGGCCUUCAAGUCAAUGACCAAGAGUAAAAUAGAGCUAGAUAUUCUGUGCAGCAGUGCCAAAUGGCUCAUUACCCAGAGACAAGAAGAGGAUGGGAGCUUCCAGGAAAAAGCCCCAGUGAUUGUAAAGUCCAUGCAGGGCGGAUAUUGGGGUUCAGAGGCCAAAGUUUCUCUGACUGCUCUGGUGCUGAUUUCCCUGGAGGAAGGCAAGAUUCUAUGUACCUCUGAGGACCUGAAUGUGAGUGCCAGCAUCCAGAAGGCUGCCGCCUUCCUUGAGCAGCAGCUACCAAGUCUGAAAACAGUAUUCAGUGUGGCCGUUGCCUCUUAUGCCCUGGCCCUUGCAGACAGCCCCCGGGCUGAUGACCGUCUGGAUGAUUUCGCAUCACCGGAUAAGAGUCACUGGCGGGUAAAAAAUGACAAGAAGUCGCUCUCCACGGUGGAGGCCACGGCGUACGCUCUCCUGCAGAAGCUGCAGCUCGGUCGACCUGGAGACACACACGCCAUCAGCAAGUGGCUCAUUGAGCGGAGGGAGCUUGGCGGUGGCUUCCAGAGCACCCAGACCACAGUGGUGGCACUUGAGGCCCUGACCCGGUACCGACAGGCCAUCCCCGCUGGCGGGAACUCGGCCAUCCAGGUCCAGAUCGCCGUCCCCACACGGGAGUUCACUGUGAAGUGGACCCUUGACCAGACUAGUACCUACCAGCUCCGCUCUCACAAGUUCUCGGCACAGGAUGACCUCAUCAUCAAAGCUAGUGGUACUGGGAAAGGUACCCUCUCUGUCUUGACCAUUUACCACAAGCUUCCAGACAGCCAAAAGAGCUCUUGCCACCCUUAUCAUCUGAACGUAACCCUGCAUCCUGAUGAGAGAAGAGAAGAAGAGACCUAUCAUUUGAGGAUUGAGGCAAGGUACUUGGGUCCCCAAGAUGCCACAAUGACCAUCCUGGAAGUGUCGCUGUUGACUGGUUUCUAUCCUGAUGAGGGUGACUUAAAGCAGCUCACAAGCAACAUUGAGAUGUAUGCUUUCCAGUAUGAGACCAAGACCAGCUCCAGUAACAGCUCUGUCAUUCUCUAUCUGGAAAAGCUCUCCAACCAAAUGAACACUGUGCUUAGCUUCCGAAUUCAUCGGCUACUUAAUACAGAACUCUUGCAAGCUGCUCCUGUCACCAUCAUCAACUACUAUGAGCCUGAGGAGAGAUGCAGGGUCUUCUACAAUGUGCCGGGAGAUGCUGCACUAAUGAGAAGGAUCUGCCAUAAAGACGUGUGCCGGUGUGCUGAAGAAAAGUGUCCAUCCCUAACCAGUAGCUACAAUAAUAUCAACCAGAAGGAACUCCAGAUCACAGCUUGUCAGCCAAGUGUUGAUUUCGUUUAUAAGGCCCACUUGACAGAACUGGAGCAGAUUGACACCUAUGUCUACUACACUAUGAAAAUCCUGGAAGUCAUCAAAAGUGGUACAGACAUUGGAGUUCUCAACAAAAACAAAAAAUUUAUCUCCCACAUAAUGUGUUUCCAUGCCCUUGGGCUGAAGGCCAAUGAGACAUAUUUAAUCAUGGGCCAGUCAUCAGAUCUGUGGAAGAUGAGAGAUAACUACAGCUAUGCUUUAAGCACAGAUACCUUCAUCAUCAAGUGGCCAGAAAUAUCUGAUGUUGAUUUUUUGGAAUUUCGAAAUGAACUAGAAAAGUUUUCAGAAUUUCUAACUAAUCAUGGCUGUGAAAAUUAGCUGGUCAGCAUCCAGCUGUGCCCUCAGAGGAGUGAUAAUAAAGAAUAUGAAUGCCUCCUAUCACUCAGCAGAGAGCUGGUAGAGGCACAGAAUGCGACAUACAAUUUCA
Messenger RNA from Sarcophilus harrisii (Tasmanian devil), 5114 nucleotides. RefSeq names its product venom factor-like. Bases 38 to 5005 code for a protein of 1655 amino acids. Gene Ontology annotation, cellular component: extracellular region. The transcript has 41 exons. The record is from RefSeq and is a predicted model, not a curated record. NCBI's taxonomy places the organism in Eukaryota, Metazoa, Chordata, Mammalia, Dasyuromorphia, Dasyuridae. Gene Ontology annotation, molecular function: protein binding; endopeptidase inhibitor activity.